CUAUUAAACUUAUACAAGCUUCAGUUUGAAUUAACCUCUAAGAUUGUAAACAAUAUUAUCGAACUAGAACAAAAUGAAAAGUUUUAUUAAAUAUCCUAAGUAUAGUGAUUUUCCAAUUGAAAAUUUACCUUACGGUGUAUUUUCUAUUGAAUCUGAUACUGUUCCAAAAAUUGGCGUUGCUAUAGGAGAUUUAAUACUUAAUUUGAAUGAAAUUUCACAUUUGUUUCAAGGUCCACAGUUGAAAAAAAAACAAUAUGUUUUUAAAGAGAGUUCUUUAAAUGCGUUUAUGGGCUUAGGACAGCCUGCAUGGAAAGAAGCUAGAGAAACCAUUCAGAAACUUUUAUCAGAAAAUGAACCAUUAUUAAGAGACAAUGCUCAACUUAGAGAAAAGGCAUUUGUACCCCAAUCAAAAGCUACUAUGCACCUGCCCGCUAAAAUUGGGGAUUAUACAGAUUUUUAUUCUUCAAUACAUCAUGCCACAAAUGUGGGAGUUAUGUUUAGGGAUAAAAAUAAUGCCCUCAUGCCAAACUGGAAGUAUUUACCAGUGGGGUACCAUGGAAGAGCUAGUUCAGUUGUCAUAUCUGGAACUCCAAUAUAUAGACCUCAUGGACAAACAUUAGCUAUAGAGGGUGCUCCGCCUGUUUUUGGUCCUUGUAAAUUGAUGGAUUUCGAAUUAGAAAUGGCAUUCUUUGUUGGAACACCUAAUAACCUCGGUGAACCGAUAUCAAUUUCAAACGCACACAAGCAUAUUUUUGGAUUUGUAAUCAUGAACGAUUGGAGUGCAAGAGAUAUACAGAAAUGGGAAUAUGUGCCAUUAGGACCCUUUACUGCCAAAAAUCUUGGUACAACUAUAUCACCAUGGGUAGUCACUACGUUAGCCCUAGAGCCCUUUAUAUGUGAAAACUUUCCUCAAGAUCCAGAACCUUUUCCAUAUCUAAAGCAUUCUGAUAAAUUUAAUUUUGACAUAAAUCUUCAAGUUGAUAUAACUCCAAAAGAUUCCAAUGUGUCAACAACUGUGUGUCGCUCGAAUUUCAAAUAUUUGUACUGGACAGUUAAACAGCAAUUGGUUCACCACACAAUCACUGGAUGUAAUGUUAACCCAGGAGAUUUAAUGGGCAGUGGUACAAUUAGUGGAGAUGCGUCUGAUUCUUUUGGUUCACUUCUUGAACUAUCAUGGAAAGGAACAAAACCAAUAUCGCUAAAUGACGGAACACAAAGAAAAUUCUUACAGGAUGGCGAUACUGUAACAAUGAGAGCAUUUUGUGAAGGAGAUGAUUACAAUAUCGGGUUUGGAGUUUGCGCUGGACAACUUUUACCCGCCAAAAAAUUAGCAUUUUAAGAAAAAGUUACAUAUAUCCGGCGAUUACGAGUUAUAAUAAUGUUCAGUUUGCACAAAUUAAAAUAAAAUAUACUAUAGAUUA
Sitophilus oryzae (rice weevil) is the source of this 1421-nucleotide messenger RNA. RefSeq names its product fumarylacetoacetase (gene Faa). Gene Ontology annotation, biological process: homogentisate catabolic process; L-phenylalanine catabolic process; L-tyrosine catabolic process. Gene Ontology annotation, molecular function: fumarylacetoacetase activity. Lineage: Eukaryota; Metazoa; Arthropoda; Insecta; Coleoptera; Curculionidae. The record is from RefSeq and is a predicted model, not a curated record. Bases 74 to 1339 code for a protein of 421 amino acids. The transcript is spliced from 9 exons.